Molecule: messenger RNA, 1568 nt
Organism: Ostrea edulis (European flat oyster)
Lineage: Eukaryota; Metazoa; Mollusca; Bivalvia; Ostreida; Ostreidae
Exons: 6
Coding region: 50-1126 (358 amino acids)
Biological process (GO): RNA splicing
Cellular component (GO): nucleus
Source: RefSeq, a predicted model, not a curated record
GCAUCGGCAUCGGGAUCACAGCAUCCAAUAGUCCUAUUCAACAUUGAAAAUGUCGUUUAAAAGAGAUGGGGAUGAUAUUAACCAGCUUGGAGUAUUGAGAAGAAGACGAAUUAAGGAGUUAUUUGCGGAAGACAUUCCUGAGGAUGAAGCUCUACUUACCAGCAAUGGAAGAUAUGCAUGCCUUGUGUGCACGUACAGACCAGUGUUUGAUACUGUUAUCAUGUUGACACAACAUCGCAAAGGAAAGAAGCACCAGGCAUACAUGGUGCAGUUUGAAGAAAAGAAAGCUGAGCUGGAAAGCCUAGUACAGCAGAGAAAACAUGAACAAUACAUAAAAGAUGGAACAACAGACAUAAAGCAGGUCAUAACAUCCCACAGAGGCUUGGGGUGUGGACACAAGUAUGACCCAAGAGUGAAGAAAAAAUUCCAGUUCCAAAAGACCCGGGUAAACCUAGAUGAAUCAUGCAAUGAAAGUACACCCAGUCACAGUGCAGUACCAACAGCUACCGAUAUUUCCUGUCUUCCAGGAGUCGGUCAUUUAUCUAAACCAUCUCCAACAGCAUCGGGGAUUCUGAAAAAGGACUUGCAAAUAAAGGAUAUGAAAGAUGUAGAAGAUGUUAAUUCAGGUAGUGCUGACUGUCAAUUCAGUAGCAACAAAAACUUCAAGGAGCAUGUCUUGGGCCAGAAAGGGCCAUUUCGACAUAACAAGCAACUGAAAAAUAUUUUCUCUGGACCAAAAUCAAGCAGUUUUACUCCUAUUCCAUACAAAAGAAAAGCAACUGAUAAUCCUGGACAUGAAACAGGAGCAGUGAAUAGUGUUAAACAGUCCAGAGGAAAUGAUCAAAGUGCAGCAGCAUGUACAUCGCAUGCAGAACUAAAUAUUGCAGAUUCGUGUCAUUCCAAACAAACUAGUGAUAAGAAAAGGUUUGGAUCUCUGUUGAAAACCAAAAACGAUAAGACACACAGAAGUGAAGAUGAUGAAAAGCGACUUGGAGAAAAGCAGAAGUUAGCAGACCAAUACCUGUUCUAUAGGGGUGGGGGAUGGAAGAAGAAUUGGAAAGGGGAGUGGAUAAAGGAUGAAGAUGUGGAAUUUGAUUCUGAUGAAGAACCUCCUGAUCUUCCAUAGACUGACUUUCAAAGUACUAACAGACUCACAAAGUGAACUCAAGGCUGAGAAUAUUUCAAUUCAAGAUUUUGGAGCUGUUUUCUUUUUUAAUGAGUGUUUUACAUCACCAGACACUGUAAAUCAGCUAAUAUGUUGACGGUGCUACCGUUUGAGCAAACACAGCUUCAUGUAUGUACAAAUUUUGUAAUGUUCAUGCUUUGAUCAGGUUCAAUUUAAACAAUAAUAUUUGCCAAAUACUCAUGACAUGAAUUUUCUCCCAGGGUUUUAUAUUAAAAAUCGUUAAAACGUGUAUACAUGAAUGUGAUUGGAAUAUUUGUAUGCUACAUAUACAUUUUAUUUCUGCUGCCUUCACUGUGACUUGCUUAACCUUUGAUGCACGACUUGUUCUGAACUGUAUGCUCUCAGCAGUUGACUGAAUAAAAUUGCAACAUCAUUGAUUUAA